CAACAAUUGGUAUCAGAGCAAGGGCUCCAAUUUGAAGGUUUAACCACCUAGGAGUUGAUCAGGGAUGGCUCAAUUUCAAUCUUGUCAACCACUUGAAGGUUUGUCUACCAUUAAGCCUCAUUUCUUUGAUGGUACUAAUUAUAAUUAUUGGAAGAAUAGGAUGAAGGUCUUCAUGCUUGCAAAUGUGCCCAAGGCAUGGAUUGUGACUAUGAAAGGUCCAUAUGUGCCUAUGAAAGUAGUUGGGGAAAGUGAGGUGCCAAAGGAAGAAGUUGAAUGGAAUGAUGAAGACUUGGUGAAGAUCAUGAUCAACAACAAAGCAAUCAAUAUGCUUCAAUAUGCUCUCAAUCCAACGGAAUUCUAUAGAGUAUCCGGAUGUGAUACGGCCAAGGAGAUGUGGGACAUGUUGGAGAUGAAACCGGAGGAGAGCAUUCAAUAUAUGUAUACAAGAUUGAAUGAUAUAGUCACCAAUCUCAAGGCUCUUGGUAAAGUAUAUCCUUCUCAAGUAGUGAGGAAGGUUCUUAGAAGCUUGCCCAAGAAUUGGGAAGCCAAGAAGUUUGCAAUUGAAGAGUCUAAGGAUCUCAACACCCUCAAGCUUGAAGAUCUCAUUGGAAAAUUGAUGACAUAUGAGAUAGAAGUUCAAGUUGAUGGUGGAGUUGAAGUAGUUGAGAAGAAGAAGAAGAAUGUUGCUUUCAGGGCUAGCAACCAAAAGGAAGAGAGUGAAGAUGAUGCCAAUAAUGAUGAGUCUAGCAAUGAGGAGGACAUCACCAAAUUGAUUUCAAAGGAAGUGAAGAGAUUCAUGAAGAAGAACAUCAAGAGCAAGCUUGCAACAAGAGAUGAAAAAGAGUCUACCAAAAGGAGUGUGAAAUGCUAUGAGUGCAACAAGAUGGGGCACUGUAGAAAUGAAUGUCCCAAAUUGAAGAAGGGUGAAAGGAAAAACAAGAAGAGCAUGAAGAAGAAAGCUUUUACCGCUACUUGGAGCGAUGAUGAGACUAGCUCAACGGAAAGUGAAAGCUCCUUGGAAAAUGGUGUUGCAAAUCUUUGCUUCAUGGCUCAAGAGGAUAGCUACAAUGAUGAGGAGGAAUGAGAUUGAAUCUCUUUCAAAACAAAAUGAGGUUUUAGGUAAAGAGAAUGCCUCUUUAAAUGGUGAGGUUGCUUCUUUAAAGAAUGAGGAGUAUAAUAAUGCUUUGAAAAAGGAAAAUGAGGAUUUAAAGAAAGGAAAUGAAGAUUUAAAGAAGGAAAAUGAGGUUUUAAAGAGAAAAGCUUGUAAUCUUGAAAAUGUGAUUUCCAAAUUUACUUUGAGUAAAGAAAAAUUUGAUUC
Rubroshorea leprosula is the source of this 1318-nucleotide messenger RNA. The record is from the annotation of a GenBank genome assembly. Lineage: Eukaryota; Viridiplantae; Streptophyta; Magnoliopsida; Malvales; Dipterocarpaceae.